AUGUGUCUGGCGAGAGGACGAGUUGGAAAAUGUGAUAUUUUUGAAUCUAGUAUAAAAGGCCAGUUACUUUGUGUUUGUGUGUCCUCAGUUCUGUGUGAAGGUUUCGAGUCUCCAAGAGCUCUGAUGUCCUGUGGUCACGCUGUGACCCCGAUGUCUCUCACUAAGUGGUGUCGCAGGUUGUUGGACGAGGGUAAAAGCAGAUUUGUGUGUGGCCAGAUGAAUUGUGAGGUGGAGUGGUCUUAUGAGGAAGUUUGUAAAAUGGCUCUUCUGACCCCUGAAGAAAAGAAGUACUUUGAAAAAACCAUGGCCUCCAAUUCUCUCAGGAAUUACUUUGAUACCAAAAAAUGUCCUGGCUGCAAGUCUUCUGUUGUGAGAAAGAAUGAAAAUAACCUGAAUGUCUGCUGCAAAGUGUGCGAAGCAAACAAGGGAAAGACUUAUGAAUUCUGCUGGCAAUGUCUGAAGGAAUGGAAACGUCCACGACCACGGUCAGACCGCUGUGACAAUGAUGGCUGCGCCAACGAGGCUUUAAAAAUAUUAAAGAACUGUCCAGUUAUGGUCUUUGAGUCUGUGAAAGGAGUCAAUGAUUGUCCCUCUAUCCGUGCCUGUCCAACUUGUGGCACAUUAGUGGAACACAGCACAAAAAAAUUGAGCCCAAAUGUGAGACCAGCGAAAACCGGCAAAAUCUCGCUCUUUUCUGUGUCUCGGCUCCGCGCGCUUCCGUCGUCAUUGAUGACCACUUUGGGUUGCCACGGCAACCCCUGA
Messenger RNA from Mugil cephalus (flathead mullet), 762 nucleotides. RefSeq lists its product as uncharacterized. The record is from RefSeq and is a predicted model, not a curated record. The transcript is spliced from 5 exons. Lineage: Eukaryota; Metazoa; Chordata; Actinopteri; Mugiliformes; Mugilidae. The coding region runs from base 1 to 762 and encodes 253 amino acids.